AUGACCUCUCCCUCUUCUGAUGAGAUUUUCGAUAAUUGGAGUGGAAUCAAAGAAGAUGAUUUCUCCAAAACAAUAUUCGAGACAUUCGGCCUAUCCAAUGACGACAAUUAUGUAUAUCGCGCCGAAUCAUUCGCCAUGACAUUAUCACAAAUUCAAGAAACUACCAGUACGGGGAAAUUAAAGUAUCAUUACCAAGAUCAUGGCAAGGUGGUUCAGGUACCACUCGCAGACAUCGAUGCCUAUACUUCGAUAUUCUCUUCCAAAACCGAUACAUCUAAAGCUCUAGUGGCAUUCUCUUCCAACGCAAAGAAAGGUUCACCUCGAGAAUGGGUUGCGAAUUACCUUCAAUCUCGCCGAAUUGCUCCUUCAUAUAAGAUACCGAAAGCCAAAACACACAUAAAUCCAUACUAUGAGAUCUGGGCUUACACUUGUCGGAUGGUAUCUUUCCUUGGACCACUUCCUGAUGCACAUUAUGCGGAUCCUGCGGCCGCAAAAAUGACCCAUCCUGUUCUUCCUGUUCUUUACCACCAUUUUGGAUGUGUCGUACCAUCUUACGAUUCUCUAUACAUAAUAUCUCGACUUGUGGAAGAGUCAAAAGCCGAUGGAGUUAUUGAUAUGGCAAGUGGAAGUGGAUAUUGGACAUAUAUGCUACGCAGAAUGAAGGUAAAGGUGAACGCUGUUGAUAACAUGGCGAGUGAAUAUAGGAAUAUGUGGAUAUCUGAUACUGAAAAGGCAGAUGGGGUGGAAUAUCUGAGGAAGAAUGCUGGAGGAAAGAGCAAAGUUUUAUUGAUGGUAUACAUGAUUACAGCUGGGACAUUUACGAAACGAGUGUUGAACGCUUACAAAGGAAAUACAAUCGUGGCAGUCGGAACACAAAACGCGAAUCGAUACACAGGAUUUAGCGACUGUAGUAUGGAAGAGUGGUUUCAGAAGGAGAUAAGUGAUUGGGAGCUCACUUGCAGAAUCGCAAUGCCAAGUUUCGCAGGAAAGGAUGAAGGAAUGUUUGUAUGGAGGAGAAAGACUUUAUGA
Botrytis byssoidea is the source of this 1029-nucleotide messenger RNA. RefSeq lists its product as uncharacterized. The transcript has 2 exons. The coding region runs from base 1 to 1029 and encodes 342 amino acids. The record is from RefSeq and is a predicted model, not a curated record. Lineage: Eukaryota; Fungi; Ascomycota; Leotiomycetes; Helotiales; Sclerotiniaceae.